Strongylus vulgaris is the source of this 558-nucleotide messenger RNA. NCBI's taxonomy places the organism in Eukaryota, Metazoa, Nematoda, Chromadorea, Rhabditida, Strongylidae. The record is from the annotation of a GenBank genome assembly.
AUGGCUCAGCGAUAUGCGGAAAAAUACGGUUUUGAUAAGAUGCCUAAAUAUACGCACGAUAACGCCAUCAUACCCACAGAACACAUUAUUAUGCCAAAGCCAGAUCCACGGUACAUUAUCAAGGAUUUAAAAGAUAUUGAUGAAGCUAAAGUGAUCACUUACGAUGCUGCGAUCAGCCAACGUAAGCGAGGGAAAUUCCUUACUACAUUCAUGACUGCUGGAGAAUGCUAUCCAAAGGUAGCCCUAAACGCUAAUGGCGAAGUGGUUGGACUCUCUUCCAUUCGCGUCGUGCCGCUUUGUGACAACACCCUUUCCAUAGGACCAUUUUAUACUGAUAAUGAGGCUGUUGCUAGAACUUUGCUAGCUGGGACUCUUUCUUCCAUACCAGACAUUAGACGAUUCAGCAAACUUGAAUCGUUGAUUCCAGCAUUCAACCAGAAAGCUAUAAGUUUCUUCAAAGAAGUUGGAGGAGGCAACACAAAGUUUGAGCCGUUCACCCAAUGUGCUUUCACAAAGAAAUUGCUGCCAACAGGGGACGAAAGGGUGUUUGGACUUCUU